Macrosiphum euphorbiae (potato aphid) is the source of this 450-nucleotide messenger RNA. The record is from the annotation of a GenBank genome assembly. Lineage: Eukaryota; Metazoa; Arthropoda; Insecta; Hemiptera; Aphididae.
AUGGAGAAUUGCAAUGAAGAUGUGUUAAAUGACCAUACAUAUGCAGAUAUUGGUCAAAUUGCAGUAGACAGACACAUAGUUGAUCAAAAUUAUUAUAUAGCAAUUGAAGAUAAUAGUUCAGAUUCAGAGUUGGAUGAAGUAAUUGAAGAAAAUGAUGAAAAUGAUGAAAAUGAAGAACCUAUAGAUAAUUAUGAAGCUGAAAACUUACAACGUAAUCGCACAUACACAAUCAUACCAGGAGUACACAAUAACUCCAAAAUAUACAUUGACAAUUUUAAUUAUAAAUAUUAUAAGAAAAGUGUUUUAUACUUAGAUUCUGUCAUAAGGUACUUGAUUUGUGAAAAACAAAGAACUAAGAAAGCAGAACAAUAUUGUGCAGCAACCGCCAUAAUUAACAUUAACAAUCAAGGGAAUCAUUUAGAUAUUCAGCCUGGUGGACAGAGCUGUUGA